Molecule: messenger RNA, 1927 nt
Organism: Centropristis striata (black sea bass)
Lineage: Eukaryota; Metazoa; Chordata; Actinopteri; Perciformes; Serranidae
Gene: bicdl2l
Product: bicaudal-D-related protein 2-like
Exons: 7
Coding region: 20-1366 (448 amino acids)
Biological process (GO): Golgi to secretory granule transport; vesicle transport along microtubule
Source: RefSeq, a predicted model, not a curated record
UCGCCUCCCUUGAGCCAUCAUGGACUUCAGCCAGCCGUUCUCUGUGCUCAACGACAGGCUGAGACCUCAGUUCACCACCAGCGAGCAGCUCUACUCCUCCCUGACCCGGCUGGAGGACAGACAGCUGGGCUCGCUCCGGACCAGGUCCACACCUUACAGAGGCACGGUCCUGCCUGAACCUGAACCAGAACCUGAAGUCUCCGAGACCAUUACAGAACCUGAGGACGACUCGGAGCCGGAGGACUUGGUCUCGGAUGAGGGAAGCUGCUCUGACUUGAGGAGCCACUCAUGCCUCAUCACCGAGUUAAAUUUAAAGGAUUUUGGAGGAGAGGAGCUGGCGGAUGAAGACAGGAGCGUGUCCUCGUCCGAGGAGAAGGACACUCCAGGGGAGCUGUCCUCUCAGAGGAGCGGGGAGGCCUCAGGCUCCGACGCCAUGGAUGGAGACGAUGGGAGCUCCUACCAGACGAGCUACAUCACCAGGACGUCUCUACCAGACCUGAUCAACAGCGGCCGGCCGCUCAGCAGACGCAGGACGGUGGGACACGUCUCAGACACGCUUAAAGAAGUGCGCAGAGAGGUGGAGCUGUCCCGCAGACGCAGCAUCAAGCUCAAAGCUCAGGUGGACAAACUGCAGGAGAAACGAGACGGAGCGGGCUGGAGCCAGGACAGAGAGAGGGUGACGGAGGAGGUUCUGUCCGUGCUGCGGCUGCUGCGCCCGCUGACCGAGUCGGAGUCGAGCCCCCCGUCUCCAUCUCCGUCUCUGGGGGGGAAGCACCUGGACGCAGCGCUGGGCCAGCUGCAGAACGUGGCCCGAGAGUUGGCCAUCAACCACACCAUACAGUCCAAAUCAGGGAAAGGAGCGGUGGACAGUGGCGUCCUGCAGCAGGCGCUACGGGACCGAGAUGACGCCAUAGAGAAGAAGAAGGCGAUGGAGGCCGAGCUGCUGCGGAGCAAAACGGAGCUGAUGCUGCUGAACAACCAGCUGCUGGAGGCCGUGCAGAAACGCCUGGAGCUGUCGCUGGAGCUGGAGUCCUGGAAGGAGGACGUCCAGCUGAUCAUCCAGCAGCAGCUGCAGCAGCAGCAGCAGGCGGAGCAGGCUCAGAGGAAGCCGUCCCGUCUGGGGAUCCUCCGGAGAAACAAGCCGUCCGUCCAGCGGCCGCCCACGCCCGCCGCUCCCACCACCAACUCCAACCAGAUCUUUGUCCCCCGAUCUGCAGCCGCCGCCCCCCCGACUCCCGGCACGCCUCCCUCCACCGGGACCAAAAGCAACUGGAGGGACAAGCUGAGGAGGAGGACCGGGCGGCAGGAGGAGCAGGACGCAGUGGGGACCGAACCAGACGGCUUCCAGGUCAUAUCGCUCGACUGAACACAUCAAAUUGCACUGAGAACGUUUAUUCACAUGCACAGCAUUCAUGUUUGACACUUGAUGCUGUUUCACACGUGCACAUGGCCCAGAAUGCAAUGUAAACGAGUGUGAGGUGGAAACCUGAGAACUCCGCUGCACAAACACUGAGACUUGUCACUGCAGCAGGGAUGUCCUGAUCCCAACCAGUCACCAUCAGAUACUUCUUUUUUAUAGACAGUUUAACUGCACUGUGGACACUUCAAGUGCAUUAAAAUGACUAAGAUAGAGCUGCAACAAUAAUAAUCAAUUAUUGAAUUAAUCACCAACUAUUUUGAUAAUCAUUAAUUGGUUUAGCAGUUUUUAAAAAAAGACUUAAAUCCAAAUUCUCUGAUUUCAGCUUCUUCAAUGUGAAUAUUUCUGGUUUCUUUGUUCCUUUUAUGACAAACUGAAUAUCUCUUUGGUUUGUGGACAAAACAAGAGAUUUGAGGACGUCAUCUUGUGGUUUGGGAAACUCUGAUUGAUAUUUUUCAACAUUUGUUUGACCAAACAACUAAUCGAUUAAUCGUUUAAAUAAUCGACAGA